UCUUCAGAUAUGAAUGAAGUCAAACACAAUGUUUUUGAAAGUCUAUUUACUUACUGAAUGGAUGUUUUAGAUAUUGGAAUAAGUUCAAAAUGUCGUCGAACUUUAAAUACUCGCUAACAAAAGUGUACAAAAACUAUAAUAAGUAUGUGCCAGAACUGAAGUCAACUGCUGUUUUGCGAACCAUUAUUCAAAUUUGCGUGCACUACAUUGAGAGCAAGUCCUGCUCCCGGCAGGUCCUAGACCGGGCCCUCAAAAAGCUGCAAGCCGCCGACCACGAGGUGCCGGAGCAUUUCUGCGAACUUUUCGCCGCCAUUCUGCAGCUGAUUCAGCUGUACCUGCGCUACCCAAAGGGUAUAGUUAAGGACGAUGAGCUGCGCGAAACGUUACGGGAGCUGCGCUUCCAGGAAGAUUGCGUCGAGGACAUCGUCAAGGUUCUGCGGCAUCGCGAUUCGCUGAGUCUGAGCUACCGGGAGAUGCGGAACCUGCGGUCACCCCCGAAGCGACUCAUUUGGCGGCUUAAUGUUUCGUUUUUGAACAAAUCAACUUCGCGUUAUCCUACUAUCAUAUUACACAUUCAAAAGACCGAUGGAGAAUUCCUCAGUUUCGAAAUGAACAUUGCAAUGUUCCAUAGACUGCGUUAUAAUGUGGCCUCCUUACUGCAUGAGCUGCAAAACCUGGAAAGAAGACAAAGUGUAAGAAAAUCCUAAACAUUAUCAUACUCUCAAUAAACACAAACAUGAUCGAUUAUUGCGAUGAAUAAACCCUUUCUUCCACAUGCUGAUAA
Culex pipiens pallens (northern house mosquito) is the source of this 784-nucleotide messenger RNA. RefSeq lists its product as uncharacterized. The record is from RefSeq and is a predicted model, not a curated record. The coding region runs from base 90 to 707 and encodes 205 amino acids. The transcript has 3 exons. Gene Ontology annotation, cellular component: nucleus. NCBI's taxonomy places the organism in Eukaryota, Metazoa, Arthropoda, Insecta, Diptera, Culicidae.